CUGGACGCGAAGCUGGGGGGAGCUCCAGCUCGAUUCCGACAGCAAGCCCGACCCCUGCCAGCCUCUGAAGCCAACCGCCGCAGCACGACAACACAGCACAUCCCACCACAACCCGGCCGAGCACCUUUUCCGCACCCACGAAACCCAUCGCGACGCUAUUGUCCAAACGGCCGAGCAGAACCCAAUUCCAGAGCCUCUCGCGCCAGCAGCAAAUAUGGAUCACCGACCGCAAGCCUGGGGCCGUCCUAGAGACGACGUUUACGGUGCCUACGAUGCCUCACAUCUCCACACCGCCGGCGCAAAGCAGGCGACCCAGGCCCCCGUUGUCACGGGUACCUCGGUCAUCGGGCUGAAGUUUAAGGACGGUGUCGUUAUAGCAGCCGACAACCUGGCUUCCUACGGCUCGCUCGCCCGCUUCACCUCGACGCACCGCCUCCGCUCCUUCGCCAACUCGUCGGUCGUCGGCUUCGGCGGCGACGUUUCCGACAUGCAGUACCUGGACCGGCACCUGAUGGAGCUCGCCAUCGACGAGGCCUACGCCAACCCGCCCGACUCGUCCUUGCCCGAGGCCGCCGGCGAGGGCGACGACGAGGGCAGGACGACGGCCGCCGAGGAGCGCAAGAACGGCCUCAAUGCCGCCAACCUGCACAAGUACCUCUCCAAGCUCCUCUACGGCCGCCGCAACAAGUUCGACCCGCUCUGGAACCAGAUCCUGGUGGCCGGCCUCGACGCCGACGACGCCCCCUUCCUGGCCAGCGCCGACCUGCGCGGCACCGUCUUCAGCGCCCCGGCCCUGGCCAGCGGCUACGGCUCCAUGCUCGCCAUACCCAUCAUGCGCAAGGUGGCGGCCACCGAGGAGGAUGCCGCCUCCCUGGCGCGCGACGAGGCCGUCGCGGUCGUGCGCGAGUGCAUGAAGGUGCUCUUCUACCGCGACGCCCGCAGCCACGACAGCUACUCGCUCGCCGUCGUCACAAAGGCCGGCGUCGAGCUGAGCACCGAGGAGAGGCUGCAGGACCAGAGCUGGGCCUUUGCCGACCGGAUCAAGGGCUACGGAACACAGACCGUCUAAGCCCCCGUCUCGGGGCCCAGGAGGCAACGUGAUGGGAGCGACUACUGUCUUGUUGAACCUGGGAGGCUGGGCUGUGCUGGGCUGCCGGACUGAUAGAGGAGGUACAUGGAUCAUGGGACGAUAUAUCACGGCUAGCUCAGUCUCAAUGGAGACCGCCGCAGGGCAAGACUCUACCUCGCAAUGGUCGAUAGCGAUCAACUUCCUGUACUUCAAUCCUGUACUUCUAGCCAUGUGCCUAGGUAGGCAGGAAAGAGGAUUCCCACCUGUCUCAUUGACUAGAGAUGCGCAGCAGUUCCUCCUGGGUAAUGAAUGGGUUUCCACACAAUGUUCAGGGCCAACAACCCAACUAAGAACAGACACAAGACUCAUCGUGACAAUCGUACCA
Messenger RNA from Gaeumannomyces tritici R3-111a-1, 1454 nucleotides. RefSeq lists its product as hypothetical. The transcript has 3 exons. Gene Ontology annotation, cellular component: proteasome core complex. The record is from RefSeq and is a predicted model, not a curated record. Lineage: Eukaryota; Fungi; Ascomycota; Sordariomycetes; Magnaporthales; Magnaporthaceae. The coding region runs from base 215 to 1069 and encodes 284 amino acids.